Antechinus flavipes (yellow-footed antechinus) is the source of this 3203-nucleotide messenger RNA. RefSeq names its product zinc finger and BTB domain containing 17 (gene ZBTB17). The coding region runs from base 240 to 2663 and encodes 807 amino acids. The record is from RefSeq and is a predicted model, not a curated record. Gene Ontology annotation, biological process: regulation of DNA-templated transcription. Lineage: Eukaryota; Metazoa; Chordata; Mammalia; Dasyuromorphia; Dasyuridae. The transcript has 17 exons. Gene Ontology annotation, molecular function: RNA polymerase II cis-regulatory region sequence-specific DNA binding; protein binding; DNA-binding transcription factor activity, RNA polymerase II-specific.
GGCGGCGCCCUUUGUCUGCUCCGAGGUGCCGUCCCCGGCCUUCGUCCGGCAGUGAUGCGCCUCCCUCUGCGGCGGGGCCCGGGACAUGGCAGAGGAGGAAACUGAGGCAGACAGAGGUGAAGUGACUUGCCCAGGGUCACACAGCUAGUGAGUGCCUGAGGUGGGAUCCGAGCUCCGUCUUCCCGACUCCAGGCCCAGCGCUCGGCCCCCUGUGCCACCAGCUGCCUCUCUACACAUCCAUGGAUUUCCCGCAACAUAGCCAGCUGGUCCUGGAGCAGUUGAAUCAGCAGCGGCAGCUGGGCCUGCUGUGUGACUGCACCUUUGUGGUGGACGGAAUCAACUUUAAGGCCCACAAGGCCGUGCUGGCGGCUUGCAGUGAGUACUUCAAGAUGCUCUUUGUGGACCAAAAGGACGUGGUGCACCUGGACAUCAGUAACGCGGCAGGUCUGGGCCAGGUGCUGGAAUUCAUGUACACGGCCAAGCUGAGCCUGAGCCCUGAGAACGUGGAGGACGUGCUAGCUGUGGCGGGCUUCCUCCAGAUGCAGGACAUUGUCAGCGCCUGCAAUGCCCUCAAGUCUCUUCCCGGGUCCGCUUCCAGUGCCUCGGAGAAGCUAGAACCAGCGGAGCCCGACGGGGAGGAAAAGAAGGCCGAGGAGGAGAAGAAGGCCGCAGCCGCCGCCCUCAGCGAGCUGGACCGAGCACGACUCAGCGGGGAAAGGAAAGGCGAGCCGGGAGCCCGGACCCAGAGCGGCGGGGAUGGGCUUGGUGCAGAGAGCGAGAAGGAAGCCGAGUGCCAGGAGCCGGCGCCUGCAGAGACCGGACCCAGCCCUGUGGGUACACCUCUUGAGGUACUCCUGUCACAGAGAUCACUGCAAGAGGGGGAAGCUGAGAGCCAGAGAAGUGACACCGUUCACCCAAAUGACCCAGCAGAAAUGGAGGCUGAGCCAGUGAGGGAGGAUGAGGAACAGGAAGACAAGAGCCCAGAAGGAGCAGCCCUAGGGGAGACGAGCCCGGCCGAGGAGGGCGGGCCGCAGCUCGAGAACGGAGAUGCCCCCGAGGAGAACGAAGAAUCUGGAGGCACAGAUUCUGGGCAGGAGAACGCGGGGGAGGCUCGGGUCUUACGCUCGGGCACCUACAGCGACCGCACGGAGUCGAAGGCCUACGGCUCAGUCAUUCACAAGUGUGAGGACUGUGGGAAGGAGUUCACUCACACGGGAAACUUCAAGCGGCACAUCCGCAUCCACACCGGAGAGAAGCCCUUCUCGUGCCGGGAGUGUAACAAGGCCUUCUCUGACCCCGCGGCCUGCAAGGCCCAUGAGAAAACACACAGCCCCCUGAAGCCCUACGGCUGUGAGGAGUGCGGCAAGAGCUACCGGCUCAUCAGCCUGCUCAACCUGCACAAGAAGCGCCACACAGGGGAGGCCCGCUACCGCUGCGACGACUGCGGCAAGCUCUUCACCACCUCGGGCAACCUGAAGCGCCACCAGCUGGUGCACAGCGGGGAGAAGCCCUACCAGUGUGACUACUGCGGGCGCUCCUUCUCCGACCCCACCUCCAAGAUGCGCCACCUGGAGACCCACGACACCGACAAGGAGCACAAGUGCCCACACUGCGACAAGAAGUUCAACCAGGUGGGCAACCUGAAAGCGCAUCUAAAGAUCCACAUUGCUGACGGACCCCUGAAGUGCAGGGAGUGCGGCAAGCAGUUCACCACCUCAGGAAACCUGAAGCGGCACCUUCGCAUCCACAGUGGGGAGAAGCCUUAUGUCUGUGUCCAUUGUCAGAGGCAGUUUGCAGACCCGGGUGCCCUGCAGAGGCACGUGCGCAUCCACACAGGAGAGAAGCCGUGCCAGUGCCUCAUCUGCGGGAAGGCUUUCACUCAGGCCAGCUCCCUCAUUGCCCACGUGCGCCAACACACCGGCGAGAAGCCCUACGUCUGUGAGCGCUGCGGCAAAAGGUUUGUCCAGUCUAGCCAGCUGGCCAACCACAUCCGCCACCACGACAACAUCCGCCCGCACAAGUGCAGCGUGUGCAGCAAGGCCUUUGUCAAUGUGGGGGAUCUCUCGAAGCACAUCAUCAUCCACACGGGGGAAAAGCCCUUCCUCUGUGACAAGUGUGGACGCGGCUUCAACCGUGUGGACAACCUUCGCUCCCACGUGAAGACGGUUCACCAGGGCAAGGCGGGCAUCAAGAUUGUGGAGCCGGACGAGGGGGACGAGGUCAAUAUCGUCACCGUGGCCUCGGAUGACAUGGUCACCCUGGCCACGGAGGCCCUGGCCGCCACGGCCGUCACCCAGCUCACAGUGGUGCCUGUUGGGGCCGCAGUGACGGCGGAUGAGACGGAAGCCCUGAAAGCUGAGAUCACCAAAGCCGUGAAGCAGGUGCAGGAAGCAGACCCAAACACCCAGAUCCUCUACGCCUGCGACUCGUGCGGUGAGAAGUUCCUGGACGCCAACAGCUUGGCCCAGCACGUCCGGAUCCACACGGCCCAGGCCCUGGUCAUGUUCCAAGCGGACACGGACUUCUACCAGCAGUACGGGCCGGGCAGCACGUGGCAGGCGGAGCAGGUGUUGCAGGCCGGGGAACUGCUUUUCCGCCCCAGGGAAGGGGCUGAGGGCCAGCCCGCCCUGGCAGAGCCCCCUCCACCCACUGUGGCUGAAUGAAGGGAGUGGAGGUGCGGGCGACCACGGCAGACACUCCCCUCUCCUGACUAUUUAAAAAUGGACGGAGCACCCCGGAUCCCUAGAGAAUAAAUUGGAUUAUUUUCUAAAACUCCCGGAGUUGCUGUGGGCCUGGGCAGGGAAGGGAGGGAUGCUGAGGGAAUGCCCAGUGCCGUUGGCAACAGCCACCCAGAAGUGCCAAGUGAGGGAUGAACGUGGGCAAUGAUGGCGAGGGCUUUGGGCCAGGUACAAGAGGGCACGCACCUCUGGCCUCCCUCUGGAGGGGGUGACCCACCCUGGAGAUGGCUCCUCCCCGCCCUGCCCUUUCUCCGCUCCCUAUGAGGCUGCCUGGACCCUGCCCGUCUCCCAUCCGGGUUGUGGGACUUGGUGGCCGCUUCCUCUAAGCCCAGGGCUGCCGUGGAGCUCAGAGGCCGGCCCGAAGGCCUUCCUUCUCCAGCACACGCGGGCAGGCUCGCGGCCUCUGCUCACAGACCUUCAGGGAGGGACAGACCACUAAUAAAUAGCGUCUGAGCACUUACAGAG